This is a messenger RNA of Centruroides sculpturatus (bark scorpion), 5358 nucleotides long. RefSeq lists its product as uncharacterized. Gene Ontology annotation, molecular function: transcription factor binding; amyloid-beta binding. The record is from RefSeq and is a predicted model, not a curated record. Lineage: Eukaryota; Metazoa; Arthropoda; Arachnida; Scorpiones; Buthidae. Gene Ontology annotation, cellular component: nucleus; cytoplasm. The transcript has 22 exons. Gene Ontology annotation, biological process: regulation of DNA-templated transcription. Bases 114 to 3140 code for a protein of 1008 amino acids.
UUAUUUAUUUAUUUAUUUUUUUGGUCUUCAGGUUAUCAAGUUAAUAAGCGAUUGGUGACUAUCUGUUGAUUGUCAAAUUCCUAUCCGUGAGAAGUGGACGGGAAUCUUUAAGCAUGAGUGACACGCUUGACAUUGAGAAUGGUGUCUUGAGUUUUACCAAUCCCAAUUACCAUUUGGAUCCAUCUGAUGUUAAUAGUAAUCCAGAACCUAUUGAUUCUGAGUCCCCAGAUCAUACAUUUGAUGAAUUAUAUGAGGAACUGGAUGCAGUAUGCCGCUUCAGUAGCAAAUCAUCAAUUAAAAGUCGUCACAGCUAUGCCAAGCUUGAUACAAUUUCUAUGGGUGUAGAACCAAAUCCAGAUCCAUUAACAAGUUUAGAAAAUACUCCUUUGUUAAAAUCAGACAGAGAAAAUAACAUUACCUCCAAUAAAACUGAAACACAAACAUUAGAAGACAACAAUAAUAAAUGUUCUAACAAUAAUACUGUAGAAAAUAUGGGAAGAAGAAGUAGUAGUUUUCUUGAUUACUAUAUCAAUUUAGAAUCAGCUGCUAAGCAAAGGAAAGAAACUGUUUCAUCAUUGGAUUCAGAUCUUGACUGUUCUCAGAAUUAUGAAGCAAUAUCAAGAACAGAAAAUUCUGAAAGGAUAUGUAAAACUUCUUCUAUAGAAAAUUUUAAUGAUUCAGAGAAAGAAAAUUCUGGUGAUAUUCCUCAUGUACAUGGAGAACUUAACGAUGAUAUUUACGCUGUGCCUGUAAAAAGAAAAUCACAGAAAUGCCAGGAAAAUAAUCACAAAAAUGAUGUAUCUAAUUUAGAUAGUGAAUUGGAAAAUUCUUGUGAGAAAGAAUUUUCUUUAGAAGAAUUAAGGGCAGAUGAGGCACUCCCUUCAGGAUGGGAAAGACAUGAAGAUGCAGAUGGCCCAUAUUAUUGGCAUAUUAGCAGUGGAACAAUACAAAGGGAACCACCACAAUUUCAACCUGGUCAAAAAUUGAAUUCCAAGCAAUUAAUAAGAGAUGUUGAUUCGAUAAAUAGUAUGCCUUCAUCAAAGUCCUCUAGUAUCUCAUCGUCAUCAUCAUCUGAUUCUUCUGAACUGUCUAUGUGCAACAAUGAACAUAACAUAGAAUCUAAUAUGAAGAAUUCUCAGGAAGGUACUUGCAGUUUAACUCCAGAUAAGGUAAAUAUUAAAUUUUUUAAUGAGAUAUGUAAAACUUCUUCUAUAGAAAAUUUUAAUGAUUCAGAGAAAGAAAAUUCUGGUGAUAUUCCUCAUGUACAUGGAGAACUUAACGAUGAUAUUUACGCUGUGCCUGUAAAAAGAAAAUCACAGAAAUGCCAGGAAAAUAAUCACAAAAAUGAUGUAUCUAAUUUAGAUAGUGAAUUGGAAAAUUCUUGUGAGAAAGAAUUUUCUUUAGAAGAAUUAAGGGCAGAUGAGGCACUCCCUUCAGGAUGGGAAAGACAUGAAGGUAUUGAUGUUAUAACUAAAUUUACUUUUUAUUGUUUUAUAAAAUGCAGGAUAUGUAAAACUUCUUCUAUAGAAAAUUUUAAUGAUUCAGAGAAAGAAAAUUCUGGUGAUAUUCCUCAUGUACAUGGAGAACUUAACGAUGAUAUUUACGCUGUGCCUGUAAAAAGAAAAUCACAGAAAUGCCAGGAAAAUAAUCACAAAAAUGAUGUAUCUAAUUUAGAUAGUGAAUUGGAAAAUUCUUGUGAGAAAGAAUUUUCUUUAGAAGAAUUAAGGGCAGAUGAGGCACUCCCUUCAGGAUGGGAAAGACAUGAAGAUGCAGAUGGCCCAUAUUAUUGGCAUAUUAGCAGUGGAACAAUACAAAGGGAACCACCACAAUUUCAACCUGGUCAAAAAUUGAAUUCCAAGCAAUUAAUAAGAGAUGUUGAUUCGAUAAAUAGUAUGCCUUCAUCAAAGUCCUCUAGUAUCUCAUCGUCAUCAUCAUCUGAUUCUUCUGAACUGUCUAUGUGCAACAAUGAACAUAACAUAGAAUCUAAUAUGAAGAAUUCUCAGGAAGGUACUUGCAGUUUAACUCCAGAUAAGAAGCCAAUACGGUUUGCUGUAAGGUCAAUGGGUUGGGUUGAAAUAGCAGAAGAAGAUUUGACUUCUGAACGAAGUAGUAAAGCAGUUAACAAAUGUAUUGUUGAUCUUUCUUUGGGUCGCAAUGAUAUUCUGGAUGUUGUUGGAAGAUGGGGCGAUGGAAAGGACUUGUACAUGGAUCUGGAUGACUAUUGCCUGAGGCUGACGGACCCACAAGACCUGACUGUCCUAAACACCCAGCCAAUCCAUACGAUCAGAGUUUGGGGAGUUGGACGAGAUAAUGGCAGGGAAAGGGACUUUGCAUAUGUUGCUCGUGAUCGUAUAACUCGUAAGCAUAUGUGCCAUGUCUUCCGCUGUGAUAUCCCUGCACGUAUCAUUGCCAAUACUCUUCGAGAUAUCUGCAAAAAAAUAAUGAUAGCAAGAAGCCUUCAACAAAAUCUAGCAAAACCUGUUGGACCUGGUGUGCAUAAUUUUCAUGGUGUACCUUGUCUUAGUGGUAGGAAUAUAGCAGCCCGCCCAACCAAUUUACCAACAGAGCAACGACGUUUUCUUCACAGCAAUUCACAGAGUUCCUAUACAAGUCAAUCAUUUCCAACACCUAUGGAAGAACCAAAAAAAGUCCUUAAAGUCCAUUAUUUAGGAACUACUCUAGUUACUAGAGCCCUAGGAAUAGAAGUUUUAAAUGCAGCUAUUGAUCAGUUAGUUUCGGUAGUACCCCAGGAACAAUAUAAGUUUGUAAAUGUUGCAGUAGCUCCAUCAACUAUUACUAUUCUUGAACCAGGGGAAGAUGGAAAACAAAUAGCUGAAUGUAGAGUUCGUUUUCUUUCUUUCUUGGGAAUUGGAAGGAAUGUGAAACAUUGUGCUUUCAUAAUGCAUACUGCCCAAGAUCAGUUCAUAGCUCAUGUAUUUCAUUGUGAACCUUCUUCUGGAGCUAUGUGCAAAACAAUUGAGGCAGCUUGUAAGUUGCGAUAUCAAAAAUGUUUGGAUGCACAUAGACAGAUUCAAGAAAAAAAGAAUGCAGAAGCACAGCAAAAUAAGGGUAUUGCAACAACAAUACGGAAUGUGCUUGGAAAUUUAACAACACGUCUGAGUAAAAGUACAGAAUCAUGAAGCCACAUUAUUUACAAAUAUCUAGAGCCAUUAUAUUUUGGCUCUAGAAUAUAUAUAUUUAUUUUUGGACUGCUUUCAUAUUAUUCCUUUUCUAGUACAAUGAUUUAUUUUCUUGUGAAUCAUGUAGAUUUACUUUUAGAAAUAUAAGGGCACAAAUGACUUUUAUUUACAAAAAAAUAAUAAUAAUUAAUAAUAAUAAAAGGCAACAAACAGCUUUUUGGCUUAAUGCCAUAUCAAUUGUUAUAAUAGGUGUCAAUAAGAUAAGAAUAUUUUGUGUUGAUUAGUUUGUCAUCCUUCAUCAAUCAUCAUUUUCAACAUUGCAAUGCAUUAUCCAAUUGACUGACUUAUAGCAGAGUGCAACAUUGAUGGAUAUUUGCAAAAUAGUGAUAUGUUGUUAUAUAUCCUGUCCCUUGUAGAAAAUAGAUGUUACUUGAAAUGAAUAAUGUGGACCAGAUACAGAUUUUGAUAUUAAAACUAAUGAUAAAAAUAGAGCAUUUUUAUCUAAUUAUAAUUAUUAUUUUUAAAAUCAAGCAGCUCAUUAUUUAUGUGUGUGAUUUAGAGUGCUUGAUAUGUGCCACUGUAGGAAAGUUUGAAUGAUUAAUCCAAAUAGUUUGAUUAUAAUAAUUUUAUUUUCUAUUAAAGGAAACCAAAAUUAUGCAUAUAAAUAAAACAAGGUAACAUAUUACAUAGCUUGACAUCUCAUCAAGCAUUUAAGAUAUACCUCACCAUUUAAUCAUUUCUGCAGGGAUUAAAUCUACCAGAUAAAAAUGAUUUAUUUAGUGUAAUUUAUACUACUUUGUGAAUAUAUCAUUAUAAAAAAAUAAAUCUACUUAACAUGGUACUUAACGUAUCACUCUAAUUAUUCCAGUAAAUUAUAUCAUAUUGGUGAAAUUUAAAAAAAAGAGAGAGAGCGAGAGACAGACAUCACUGUUAGCUUGUUGAUGCAAAAUAUUUUGAAAAAUAUAAUAUUUGUAAAUUGAUUUAUUAGUUUUCAAAUUUUUAAUGAGUUGUAAAAGUAUAUAUGAAAUGAAAUGCAAAAAAAAUUUAUAUUUCAGUGUAGCAAAAGCUACUGUUUCAUGUAAGUUUUAAAGUGAUAUAUGUAUUAUAAAGUGUCUUGUAAUAUAAAGUUGUUUUGUUAACCUAUUUAUGCAUUAUUGUUCAACAUAUCCAUUUCCUCAUUUGUUAAAUGUACAAAAUGCUGGCUUCAUUAAUAGCAAAUGCAGUUGUUUUCAGAUAUAAAUUAGUAUAAUGGAAAUACUGUUUUAAAAUUUCUAUUACAAAAAUAGCUAAAUUGCCUGGAAUUUUCAUCUAGUUCGUUAGGAGUCAAAAAAAAAAAUAUAACACGAAAACAUUCUCUCAAACUGUUUCAUUAAUUCAGAUUUGCAAAAUGUAAACUAAGGCUAUACUUCUCUUAAAAAUAUAUUAACUUUGCCAGCUAAGUAGAAAUUGUUGUCUAUAUAGUGGUUAAAAAAUGCAUCUCUAUUGUACAGAUUUGUGGUUUGGUGUGAGGUAGCCUGUGUUGGUAUCGACACUUUUGGCUAACCACAUUCUUAAUGUUUGAUGCUGCUAGCAAAUUGUUAUUCUCCAUGUAUCAGCCUGCUUAUCUGCUGUCAUCAGGGAAAUAAAUGCAAGAUUAAGCGACUAAUAUUCAUAAUGCACUUCUAUUAGAAAAAAUGAAGAAUUCCCAUUAAAUUACAUAAUCCGUUGAUAUAGAGAACUUGCAUUUGGACUUAAAUUUUCAAUAAGCAUUCGUCACUCACAGAGAGAGUUUAAUGUAGACACCACAGUAAAAUACAAAGAUAAUCUCAUUAUGCACAAAAUAUAUCUUGUAUGUUCAAUAGAUAAAGACAUUAAAUAUUUUAAUAUCUUUGUGCUCUACUGUAGUCGUCUAUUUUAAUACUUAUUUCCCAGAAUAAGAGAGCAUUUCUGUUGGAAAACAACAAGCAGUUAUCAGAAAGCAACGUGCCAUAUAAGGAUAUGAAUGAUGUGUAGAUUUAUCAUCAGUAGUUCUAGCUUUACAGCUGUCUGGUUUAAGGCAGUUUUGAAAUGUUGCCUCCUUAACAUACCUUCUGCCUGAUGUGUUGAAUGUUAGAAUUGACAUAAUUUUUGUUGAAAACUGUACUCCAAUUUUUAUCUCAAGAUAAUCUUGCUGUAAUGGUGUAACCAUGUCUUUUGUGUAUAUGUCUGCAUUGUAGAAAAUAAAAUGUUUUGGAUCUGU